Endocarpon pusillum Z07020 is the source of this 615-nucleotide messenger RNA. RefSeq lists its product as uncharacterized. The record is from RefSeq and is a predicted model, not a curated record. Gene Ontology annotation, molecular function: translation release factor activity. Gene Ontology annotation, biological process: translational termination. Bases 1 to 615 code for a protein of 204 amino acids. The transcript is spliced from 2 exons. Lineage: Eukaryota; Fungi; Ascomycota; Eurotiomycetes; Verrucariales; Verrucariaceae. Gene Ontology annotation, cellular component: mitochondrion.
AUGCUCCCGAGUCCCGACAGCCUCUGGUCCCUACCAUCACACUUACCCCCUUCCAAUCAUUCAGACUAUGUCUAUUCGAAUGGAAUGAUCACGUCCUACCUACGGACGGGCUUCACAAGGUUGCUUCGUCGAGAACAUCAUCCAGGGUGUCAUGAUCCACCAACUCACCACGGAGACCUACAUCAUGUCUACCUCAAGGGCUCUGGACCAGGCGGUCAAAAGAUCAACAAGACGAACUCCGCCGUGCAGAUAACUCACAUACCUACCGGCAUUGUUGUCAAAUCCCAAGCCACGCGCUCGCGCUCUCAGAACUACAAGAUCGCAAGGCAGAUCCUGGCAGAGAAGAUCGAGCACUUGGAGAAAGGGGGUGAAAGUAGGUUGAGCAAGAAGGUGGAAAAGACGGGUACGCAGAAGAGGAGCAGGGAAAAGAAGGCUAGAAGGAAAUACCGCGCGCUGGAGGCUGCAAAGAAUGGACAAGUGGAGGACGAUGAUCGACGAGAACCAGGGUCUCACGCGGAAGCAGUACGGGAAGAAUCAGGUGACCCGGUCGCUUGUCACGGUAAGAAUCGCUCACAAGAAGAGAGGAAGACGAGAGAAGAUAAUGUUGGGAUUUGA